AAGUUCUUCCUUCGCAUAAUAUUACCAGAAAUAUUUUAAAUUGUUUACUUCUUUUUUUUCCCUUUUCUGUCGUAGUCGCCGAUACCAAAGAUAGAGUGACAAGAUUUUUCUGUUUUACAUUCGCGAUCUAAGAUGAGUGUGUGCGUCGCUGUGGUCGGGCACCAGAACAAUCCGCUAUACAUACAAAGCUUUACAGAUGCCGAUGAUGCGUUGAAGCUUCAUCACAUUGUUCACUGCUCUCUCGAUGUUAUCGACGAACGAGUAAAUAAUCCGAAAAAAUCCGGACCUCUGCUGAAUGAGACUUUUCUUGGUCUACUUUACCCGGCUGAUAAUUACAAAGUAUUUGGCUAUCUGACCAAUACAAAGGUAAAGUUUAUAUUGGUGACAACAGAUGUUGAUGUCAGGGAUGCAAGCGUAAGAAAUUUUUUUAGAAGGUUCCACUCUGCAUAUGUUGAUGCUGUCUCAAACCCAUUUCACGUUCCUGGUAAAAAGAUAACCUCCAAGACCUUUGCUGGAAGAGUCAGUGCUAUUGUCAGCUCAUUUGGGUCAAGCACCACUACGGAUUAGCACCAGCCAUUGAAGGAUAAACAUUCUGGCAUCAACAAAGAACACAGGGGUGGAGCUCUUUAAUCAUCUUUUUCCCUUUUACGCUCUCAGGGGGGUGGGAUGGUUACUAGAGUUUACAGCGAUGUCUCUCAUUGACUAUAUGGUCUAUACCUUUCUUUUUUUGUUGAUGAACUUGGAUAUAUAUAGAGCUCCUGUAGAGUUUACAUUGAAAGGUGUUAUUGACUAUUCCGUUUGGUAAUGAAUUUGGACAGGUGUUAAGCAUACAGUAUGUAAGAUAAGAUCUUUUCAAAAUACUAGGUUUUGAUGAUAUAGUUUUAUGUCAAA
This is a messenger RNA of Daucus carota subsp. sativus, 891 nucleotides long. RefSeq lists its product as uncharacterized. Lineage: Eukaryota; Viridiplantae; Streptophyta; Magnoliopsida; Apiales; Apiaceae. Bases 133 to 567 code for a protein of 144 amino acids. Gene Ontology annotation, cellular component: nucleus; cytoplasm; TRAPP complex. Gene Ontology annotation, biological process: endoplasmic reticulum to Golgi vesicle-mediated transport. The transcript is spliced from 5 exons. The record is from RefSeq and is a predicted model, not a curated record.